This is a messenger RNA of Amphimedon queenslandica, 4205 nucleotides long. Its product is annotated as MAP kinase-activating death domain protein-like. The record is from RefSeq and is a predicted model, not a curated record. The coding region runs from base 25 to 4008 and encodes 1327 amino acids. Lineage: Eukaryota; Metazoa; Porifera; Demospongiae; Haplosclerida; Niphatidae. Gene Ontology annotation, cellular component: cytosol. The transcript has 13 exons. Gene Ontology annotation, biological process: regulation of Rab protein signal transduction; regulation of apoptotic process. Gene Ontology annotation, molecular function: guanyl-nucleotide exchange factor activity.
AAUGACCGACUUCUUUUCAAUGUAAUGGCAGCUGUCGACUCACCUCAUCUGCUAGACUACAUAUUCAUAGUCGGUCCCACCACUGAAGAAGGCAGGGGACCCACUGCCGGCUCUCCUAUCAGUCCCAGCUCAACCAAACUCCCUCCUGCUGACUGGCAUAAUGUCAGACAGGCUAAACCAGGCAUAAUAUGGCGUCACCCACUGAAUGAUAUACCCCAGAGACCACUGCCUAGCAAUAUUACAUAUUUCUGUCAGCCAGAGGAAGAUGGCUGCCCUCCUGACUCAGUCUCUCCUAUCUCUACAGCCUCUUCAUCUCAUCUGUCUUCAUUAGACUCCAAUGCGAGCACAACUACUCAUUACUUUAUGCUCACUAACACGGAGACUAACAUACGCACGUACGGGGUCUGUGUCACCUUUCCAUACCUUACCGAUAACCUCCUGAGGGCUCAGUCUCCUAACUGGGUAUCAAGAUCCGAGUCUGAGUCCUUAGUUGGGAUACAGGAAUGGGGUCUCCUGAGUGUCUGCAUCCUAUCCUUGCAGGACAAUUAUCAGUUCUUUGAGAAGGUCCUGCACACUUUCAUUCAUUUUGUUGAUCUCUAUUGCGGCGAUAAGCUCAGUUGGGAGCUUCUCAUUCGCUCGCAUUUCCAUCCUUCAUCCUCUGACAUGACGGCCCCCAUAAAGGAGGUUACCGACUGGGUGGAGUCUCUCGUUGUUCUUCCUGUUCCGAGACGCGGUAUUGAAUUGAUGGAGGUAGAGCUUGAGGUUGAUCCCGCUGUCCUUGUUGGGUACCCUCCAUCUUCUCGCCUUCCGUUUGUUGAUCUUCCCAUUCAUUAUGUAUUGCAAAGACUAGACAUUCAUUUAGUCAUUGAAAUAUACAAGCUGCUUCUAUUGGAGCACAAGGUGAUUAUUCAUUCUCAAGACUAUGCCUUUGCUUCUCGUUGUGUUAUAACAAUCCUGAGUCUUCUUUAUCCGCUCCAGUAUCUGUUCCCUGUCAUACCCCUCCUGCCCACUUCACUACCAAGCGCAGAGAAUCUCUUGCUUGUCCCCACUCCUUUCUUCAUUGGAGUUCCUUCUUCUUUUGUAAAGAAAAUCAACAUGACUCACAGGAUGGAGACCUGGAUUGUUGAUCUUGACAACAGAAAGUUGGAGUCUCCCAUUCAUCAGGACAUUGACCUCCUGGAGAAGUUUCCAGUUACUUUAUUGCAGCUCCAGGCUGACCUAAGACAGGCACUGGACAAAAUGGAAGAAGUUGAGAAAUCCUCUCACAGCAUUGCUGACCUUACCAGACUAAAAGAUGAGACUGACGUCUUAAUAAGAGUCGCUUUCAUUGAGUUCCUGUUGGGUCCUGAAAUGCUUGGCUGCAUAGACAACCACUUGACUAUAUACAGACUGUUCCCUCGCCCUGUGGUUGACCUAAGGCUGGAAUCAUUCCUUGCUGCCUAUGUUAAGAAGACUAAGAUCCGUGACAUUGAAUUUAUUUCAAAUUUCAUUAAAUCACAGAGUGUUGAGUAUUUUAUGGAAUGGGUCCUAAAUCCAUCAAACAAAGCAUUUGAAGAGAUUAGGAAAGGAUUCUGUGAAAUUGAGCGAAUCGGUGACAAACUUUGCUGGUGGGUUGACAAGGUAUCUCCUGCUCGGCUACAGUACACACUCUAUCAGCCUGACUGCGAUGAGUCUGUCCUUUAUCAAGAGAUGCUCCAUCACAAAGCCUGGCAGAUACCAACUAAUAAUACAAUGUCUAGGAAUUAUUUCUCCAGCGAUGAUGAGAGCGAUGAGAGCGAUGAUGAAGAAGGGGCCAAUCAUUAUCGGCAUGACGGGACUGAUAUCUCUUAUGAUUCUGAUGUUAGCUCUGAUUCAGCGAUUCGUGGCUGUGUUGCCCCUGAAAUGAAAGAUAUAGCGAUCGAUAUCCAUCCUUCCAUCACAAUAACUUGUUCUACUCCUUCUCCUGUUGCUGUUGGAGCUGGUUCCUCUAAUGAAGUCUACCUGUCGUUAGUUAAAACACCGUCAAAGUUUGAUCACGUCCCAUUACCUCCUGAGAAUAAGCAGCCAGUAUUGAGUGAUCCCGUGUUAAGGUCUGAUCCUCUUAUCAUGCCUGAUUCAGUUAUAAGCUUUGAUCCUGGGAUGUUGCCUGAUUUUGAUUUAAUGCAUGAACCUCUGACACCUGAUCACAUUUCUGCCCUAACACUUGAUUCUGAUCCUUUGUCAAAAGUUAAUCGUGAUUCAGCUAACACUGGUGUAGAGAUGAAUGGAGUUUUUGAGCCUCCUACUGAUAGUGCUACUGAUAAUGUCUCACUAUUGACAUCACCAAUAAAUGUGGCUGAUUCACACAACAGCACUGACUCCAGUUAUAAUUUAUCAAUGACUCUCUCACCUCUCCCUAUUCAUCGUCAUUUCUCUGGCCAUAAGACCAAGAGAAGACACAGCAGUCCAAGUAGCCCUGAGCCGGAGACAGGGGGCCUCCCCAGAGUCGGGUCUUGGAUGAAUCUGAGAGGUCCACUCAUUGAAAUGAUGCAGUUUUCAAGUGGCGGCUCUGCUGGUACUGAGCAAGAGUCUCCUACAGUGAAAGACCCUAAGAAGCACUCGUCAUCUAAUGUGGUCCGCUCUGUCCCAUGGUCUGCUGUUUCUAGCCUUCAUGAGCUUGAGACUCAAAUUAAAGACAUUGUGUGUCGAGUGGGAGCUGGUCAGGGUCUCCCUUGGCCCAAAUCUGUUGCUCUAAAGACGAUAGCAUCGGAGGAGAGGAGCCGCGUUGCUUUACUCCGUCUCCUGGAGCUCAGAUUGGGUAUUCGUCAGCAAAAUAAUCUACUGUUAUCAGCUAAUGGUGAAAUAGUACCAAUAAUUGUCAGUAGAGCAGUCUAUAAAGGUGUUCUGGAUCUAUUAAAGUACAUCAUUCAACCAAUAGAGGCAUCUCUCCAGGCUGACAUUGACACGCCCAUAUUCUCAUUGUUCCUUGUACUGAGAUUAGCACUGUGCCUAUGCACUGACCUCAGCCGAAAAAGGUCACCUUUAAAAUCAACCGAAAACGAGUUAAACGGACACAGGACCCCCUCACCACUUCCCCCACCCAGUCCUAAUCUAAGGACUCGUCGGUCUCUCCCCACCUCCUCCUCAUCUUCCCUUCCUCUUAAAGACCUGAGCUAUCCAGGAGCUGUCGAUGAUAAUAGCAAUGGAUUCAAAGUAGCAGAAUCAAAUUUAUCAGUAUCCGAUGAUCGUAAGAGAGUGAGGGCGUACGACCCGGUAUUGCUUGGAGGAGACUCAGAGAGAGAGACUGAACACGUGGAGGAUCAUGAGUUGCAGUAUUUACAUGUUGAUCUGCUUAGAGCAUUCAGUAGUGCAAUGAAAGGGAUUGUCGUGAGGAGACAGUUCUGGAAUAGUUUGUUUUCGGCGGUUGUACAAGCUGAUAGGAAGUAUUUAGGUUGGAAUGAGAAGACAAGCGAAUUAUACGACAGGUAUAAUUCUCUCCCUUGCUCAAGUCGACUGAAUUUUGGAUAUGAAGAGGACACACUGCUCAGUAUUGUAUUACAUAACGUACUAGUAUUCCUACUGAUGAUUGGUAUCAGUCCUAAGGAGACUAUGGACGUGUGUCAUCGAAUAUCAGCUCGAACUCGACUGGCAACUGCCGAGGAGAAGCUCCUUCAAGAGACAAUGUCCGAACUUGAGAAUGCUGAUUCUAAUGGUGUUAAUAUAAAGAACCUUGCUGUAUUGGCUUUGUUUAGUGAGAGACAUCCUAUCAUCACUUACGUAGUGCAUCAUGGCAUCAGCGUCACUGCCCCAAUCUUCAAACUACAGGUAACUGAUGAAGUCUGCAUAUUAAGGAGGUUUCCUGACGAAAGGAUAACUUGUAGAUUUUGGAAUGAUCACAUUUUGAAUAUUGAUAUUGAUGAGUCUCGUCUUACUAUUAGUUUCCUGUAUAAGGAAGGGUCCAGUGAGUAUUGGCAACACUUUCAUUCAAAACAAUAUCAUGAGAUAUACCAGUGCCUGCAAGUAAUGGUCUACAAGUCAAAAACUAAUUAAAUCUUCAAUUAUUUUCUCAUUAUGUUUCAUUCAUACUUUUGUAAUCAUAUUAUUAUUAUUCAGCAAUUUAUUUUUUGUCAUCAUUGUGCUUGCACAUAUACAUGUAGGUACAUUUUUUAAUUCCAGAAAAUUAGCAAAAUUUAAACUCAUUUUUCUUGAGUUUUUAAAUACAAAAAAUGCUAUCUUCUGUAAUCUUA